AUGGCGGGUUCUACGACAGAGGUGGCGCAUUGGAAGAAGCGAUCAAUCUACAGAGUACCUUCCGCCGUUAUUGAACUAAAUAAGAAGGCCUAUAAGCCUGAUACAGCGUCUUUGGGUCCUUACCAUCAUGAAGAGGACCACUUAAAGGCAAUGGAAAAGCAUAAGCAUCUAGCACUUCUUCACUUUUUAAAACGAUCGGGAAAACCAAUCGAGGUCUACGUUAAUGCAUUAGCGGAAGUGGUGGAUGAUUUGAAUGAUGCAUAUGAUCAAUUGGAUUCCAAAUGGCGACUAGGAACUGAAGAAUUUUUGAAGUUGAUGAUCCUUGAUGGUUGUUUCAUUUUGGAAAUAAUGCACACUUGCACUUCGGCUUGGAAUGACUACGAUCCCAAUGAUCCCAUCUUCAGCGAUCAUGGAAAGCUUUACAUUGUGCCAUACCUCAAACGCGACAUGUUGAAGCUUGAAAAUCAGUUGCCUCUGCUGGUUCUUGAGAAGCUAGUUGAGGUCAAUAUUCGUAGCAUUUGUUUUAUUUAA
Olea europaea var. sylvestris is the source of this 531-nucleotide messenger RNA. RefSeq names its product UPF0481 protein At3g47200-like. The record is from RefSeq and is a predicted model, not a curated record. NCBI's taxonomy places the organism in Eukaryota, Viridiplantae, Streptophyta, Magnoliopsida, Lamiales, Oleaceae. The transcript has a single exon. The coding region runs from base 1 to 531 and encodes 176 amino acids.